Molecule: messenger RNA, 3590 nt
Organism: Centruroides sculpturatus (bark scorpion)
Lineage: Eukaryota; Metazoa; Arthropoda; Arachnida; Scorpiones; Buthidae
Product: PAS domain-containing serine/threonine-protein kinase-like
Exons: 1
Coding region: 133-3267 (1044 amino acids)
Biological process (GO): protein phosphorylation; intracellular signal transduction; negative regulation of glycogen biosynthetic process
Cellular component (GO): cytosol; nucleus; cytoplasm
Molecular function (GO): protein serine/threonine kinase activity; ATP binding
Source: RefSeq, a predicted model, not a curated record
UCAGAUGUCGCUGUUUCAUUUUCAUUCGAACUACUGAUGUGACUGUGGCGGUUUAACCCUCUGGCUUAGGUCCUUUGUUUAAAAUGUGAUUUGUCUUUCUUUUAACCCACCCAAACAUCAUUAAAUUUAGUUAUGGAAGAGAAGGUGAUAUCGUCAGCAUCUAGCACUUACCAAAACGUCAUCCCUCAACAAAAAAACGUUCCAUUGAAUCAUUCGUUAGAUUACAGUUCUCCCAAAAGAGGACAGUUUGUAUGGAAAAAUGGAAGUAAGAACGGUUUAAAAAGCAAAGAUCCUUACGGAUCGAAUCUUUAUCCUUCUCCUUUGGAUAGGAUUAGAACCAAACGUCAGAUGGGAGUGAUCAAUGAAACAGAAUCCAAAGAAAGUUUUAAACUUGUGCAUUCUUCUUGCAAGACUCCAGAUCCUGAUGAUAUAAGUCCUUUAGAAAAGUUUAAAGGAGAUAGUCUAUAUUCUUUUUGUUAUUCAUAUUCGCAGAAGAAAGGAAGCUAUUCACAUUCCAAUGAUCACAUUCGUUCUCUUAGUAGUAGUUGGGUGUUUUAUAAUUACGUCGGAACUCAACCAAAUAUAUCCUUUGCCGCAUGUAUCCAGAAUCCAAAUAAGGCAGUCUUAACUAUUAACAACAGAACAACCGAAAUUCUUGUAGCCAACAAAACUGCUUGUCAAUUGUUAGGUCUGAGUGAAUUUAAAUUAAUCGGAAAACGUUUAUGCAAUUAUUUAACAUUUGGAAAUGGAUACUAUUUAGCUAAGGAGACUCAAUUAGAAUCAACUGGAGAAGUUGUCAUUAUCUCAGGAAAAGUGAUGGAACUGAUUAAUUCUUAUAAAGAAACGAUGCCUGUUUCGGUUUGGAUGAAAAAGUUAUCGUCUAAAGAAGAACUUCGUUGCUUAGUUGUUAUGGAACCGGUUGAGCGCACAGUUGCUAAAUUUUCGGUCGGUUCGGAUGGAAAAAUAAUUGCGUGCGAUACUACUAUGUCCAUGUUGUUUGCUUAUACGACUCCAGAAGAACUAAAAGAACUUAAUAUUAUACAACUCAUUCCGUCUUUAUCUCUUCCAUUAUUGAAUACUCAAGAUAAAACAUCAAACGGUAUGAAAAAGAUAGAAGCUUCGGGCCGAACUCGUAAUGGAGCAUAUUUUCCAUUGACUGUAAUGUUUAAGCAUGAAUGUGAUAACAGUAAUGAUAUUUCAGAUGAUAAGGUAUUAGCAAAUGUAAUAUAUAGUGGAGUAAUUUGGGUUUUUGCAAAUAUAAGUGGUAUGAUAACUAUACUUCCAAAUGGCACAAUACAUAGCUGUAAUACUAACUUUUCACAAAUGUUAUUUGGAUUUUCACAAGAAGAGUUAAUUGGAAAAAACAUUACUGUGUUGAUUCCUAGUUUUUAUGAUGAUCUUGAAUUCUUGGACACUGAUUCGAUUCCUCUUCCUCCGCUUGAUGACGAUGAAGAGGAAGAUGAUGAUGAUGAUGAUUCUCGUAUAAAUUGUAUUUCUGAUGGGCGUAUAACUGCAGAUUCUUUGAACAUGGAAUCACGACCUAUGAAUCCUAUUGGUAAACAAGUAGAAUUGGCAAUUGAAAGUUCAAUAGAUGCAUUUCAUUGCCUCACUCUUAAUAGUUCCUGUUCACCAAGUCAAAAUUAUUCCACUUGUUCCUUUUCUUCUGAAAAUGCUGAAUUGUUACAGAAUAAAAUGCAUUUGUGGGAAAACAAAAUUGAAAAUAGUCCUGAUAAAGUAAAAUAUAAUGAGGGACAAUGUACUCUGCAAUCUCAUGUAGAAAGUGAUAUAAAUGAUAAUAUUGCUUGCACAUCUCAUUUAGAAGUCAAUCCAAAGCAUAUAUACUGUGAAUCUGAAACUGAUGGUGUUAACUAUGCACAAAAUAUUUUCCAAGAUAAUCAUAGAAGUGAAGAAUUAUAUUCUAAGAAAGAAGAAAAUCCAAACAGAUCUCGAUCAGAACCCACACUAAAAGAAUGUACUAGUAUUUCAAUGACAAUUACCUCAACUCCAAGAGAAUCAUUAAUUGACAAGUUGACUCUAAUAGAGAAUAAGCAUAUAAGCAAUGAAUCAUUACAUAGUUUUCCAGAAGGAAAUUAUUUUGGUUUAGGAAAGCAUAGAGAUGGCUGUAAGUUAGCAAUUACUUAUCAAAUACGACGUAUAGAAUUAGAUAAUGGACAAGUGGUAUAUUGUUUAUGGGUAUCUAGAGAUGAGGAAACAAAUGAAGGCCAUUUUUGCAAUUUGUUAGAUACCAGUGUGAGUAGUAUGAGUGGAUUUACUAUUGAGCCAUCUAAAUCUGUUUUAGGAUCAUCAUUAACAGAAAAAGGAAAUCUUUCUUGUAAUGCAGAUUAUACUGGAUCUGAAGUAAAUGAUUCUGUUUAUACUUCUGGUGCUUAUUUUCAAGACUAUACUAUAUUACAACAAAUUGGUAAAGGAGCAUUUGGAUGUGUGAAAAUGGCUUACAGAAAUUCAGAUAAAUUAUUAGUAGUAACCAAAUUUAUAAGGAAAUCCACAGUGUAUCCAGAAUGCUGGGCAUAUAAUUCUGUCAUGGAGAAAGAGGUUCCAUUAGAAAUUAGUUUGUUAAUAACACUAAAACAUCCAAACAUUGUUGAAGUUAUUGAUGUAUUAGAAAAUGAUGAUUAUUUUCAAAUGGUUAUGGAAAAACAUGGAUCAGGAAUGGAUCUCUUUGAAUUUGUUGAUCGUAGUCCUAGUCUAGAUGAGCCAUUGGCCAGUUACAUAUUCAGACAAGUUGUGUCUGCACUUGUUUAUCUGCAUAAUCGCAAUAUUCUGCAUCGUGACAUAAAAGACGAAAAUAUUAUAAUGGAUCAUCAUUUUCACGUUAAACUUAUUGAUUUUGGGUCAGCAGCAUUUAUGCAAGAAGGCCAUUAUUUUUCAACUUUUUGUGGCACUAUGGAAUAUUGCAGUCCUGAAGUCUUGAAAGGAAAUAAAUAUGCUGGUCCAGAAUUAGAAAUGUGGGCAUUGGGUGUGACAUUAUACACACUUAUAUUUGGAGAAAAUCCUUUCUUUGAUGUCGAUGAAACCAUAGCUGCAGUGUUACAGCCACCAUUCCAAGUAUCUCAAGAUUUAAUGUCGUUAAUAACUUGGCUUCUAAAUCCAGAUCCCUCUGCACGUUGUACACUUGAGUCUGCUGCAAAUCAUAAUUGGACUAAUCAGUUUGUGGAUAUACAUAACUAUAAGUUUGAAGAUAUAGUUUUAUGCAGUGCAGAAGAAAUAAAUCCAGCUAAUUAUUUCGAAAAUCCAAAAUCUGAAUAAAAUAGUGCAAUGUGAUAAUGUAUCCUAGUUAUUGCCUAGAUCACAUCUGCUUCCAAGUUUAGAAAUGAUAUUAGAAAGUAUAUUAAAUGUUGAUUAUUAUUUUUUUUUACAGUAUAUUUUAUAUGACUUUAUAAUUAUACUUUAUCAUUUUUAAAACAAGUGUUUUAAUAUUUAUAAAAUUUCAUGAGUAUUGUUCAUAACACGGAAAAUGAUUUUCCAAACUAUACUUUGCUAUGGUUCAUUGUUUGUAUCCAAUUUUUUAACAAACAAAUUUUAAAGCAAAGAUUGAACAAAAGUAUUUAUCAGUAUUAAAAAAAUUUGUA